Messenger RNA from Diachasma alloeum, 7547 nucleotides. Its product is annotated as mucin-5AC. Bases 1 to 6792 code for a protein of 2263 amino acids. The transcript has 15 exons. The record is from RefSeq and is a predicted model, not a curated record. NCBI's taxonomy places the organism in Eukaryota, Metazoa, Arthropoda, Insecta, Hymenoptera, Braconidae.
AUGGCGAGGAGGUCUUGGUUUACGGCGAUCCUCGUGUUGGCGUUGCUGUUCGUCACGUCUGAUUGCCUCCGUGGACCUGCCACUAACGUCGAUGUUUCGCCCUCGACGACGAUCAGACCACGAGGUGGCUCUCGCUUCAGUCCGAAGGUCGAGGAAACACCCGAGACGUCCCCGCAGCCUUUCUCCUCUCAAUCGAGGUCGAGUCGUCGAGGGAGGCCCCCAGUUACCUCACCGUCAGGAAGAGCAGCUGACAAGAAGACUGAAACAACCACCCUGAGAAGUAGGCGUGACCGUGAUCGUAAUAACGAGGUGAGCAGAAAUGCAAAGGUGAUCACGGAAACACCGAAUUCCCCGAGGGGAAGGGAGGUCUCAGGGUCAGCGAGUGUGAGGAGACAUUCACCAGCUAGGGGACAGGUGUCGGAACAUGAGGCUGAUCUGGCUAGAGCAGCGAGUAGUGAUAGGAGGUAUUUACCGGAAGGUAGAGAGAGGAGAGGAAGAAAGCUUGGUCACGAAGUACCGCUGGAGCUGCCGAAGGAGAGUCCUAAGGUGGUGAGUAGAAGGCAACGAGGAAGAACCAGCGGUGAAGAGACCACUUCUACCACGACAACAACUGCUAAGCCCAGACCUACAGGAAGAAGUCGGACUAGAGAUUCCAGUGAAUCCAAGCGAUCUUCUCCUAGAAGAAUCACUGAACGAAGCACAGAAAGACGCACAGCUGAUAAGGACAGAUCAACGCCUAGAACCUUAGGAAGACGAAUCACCGAGCGCAGCACUCGAAGGCAUGAUCCAUCACCUCCGAAUGCCGAUCAGGUGCCAGUGGGAACUACCUCAACAGUGAAAAGCACCACUCUCUUCACAUCGAGGAAAAGUUCUCUGGAAACUGCAGAGUAUGCAGAAUACACUCGAAGAUUUCCGUCAAAGUAUUCAGUCUUUACACCCGGAGAAUUUGAAAGUUUUGAUCCACUCAAAGAUGUUCAAACUGAAAUCAACUCUAGGAAAUCCAAUGCCGUAACUCUUUCUCCCAAGCUUCGCAGUCACGGAGGAAGAUCUGAACCGACUUCCAAAAAAACGCAAAAUUCAAUUGAAGCUGAUUCUUCCACCAAGUCUUCACCUAGAGCCAAGGCCGAAAAGAAAACUGCAUCAUCAGAGAAGAUCUCUCGUUUCAGAGCUAGAUCAGAAACUCCAAAACCUCGACCCGCUAAAAUUGAGAUAAACACAUUGAAGCCGAAGGUAUCCGUCAAGAUUGAUAAAUUAAGAUCAUCGAAAGAGGAUUUCCUACCUCGCGGUAAAGCCCCGGGGGAGAUCGAUAAACUGCGAUCAUCGAGACAAGAGAUUACCCUAGAAACGACAACUGAGUCUCUUGAGACGACGCCUGCAGUGACAACACUUCUAUCAGACCCCGUGGAUACAACACCUUCUUUCUUUGCUUCAGAGUCGUUUCUUGCAUCGACACAAGUGUCACCAAUCGCCCUUCCCACUUCAAUCUCUUCAUCUUCUUCGAGUGGAGAAGAAAAAGAGAGUGUCAAUAAACGAAGACAGGCGCCAGUGACUUCAAACCCUUCGAACAGGCCAUCGCAGCCUCCUCCACCGAAAGAAGAUUACUUCAAUCGUGGAUUGGGAUUCCGAGGGAGGAAGCCUCACGGAGCGUCAGCUCCAGGGGCACCCCAGGGGAAUCCCACUAGUGGAAACCCAGGGUGGACCCUCAAGAGACGACCUCAUAACUAUGCAGAUGGUAACCAAACAGGAGGAACGACGCCAUCAGUAGCCACCAACGAAAUUCCUUCUCCUGGCCCUCGUAGGCAGGUAGCUUCGGUGGUAUUCAAGAUAGAUAGAGAGAUUACGUCUGACGAUAAUUAUCCUCCAGAGUUCAAGGCCAAAUUGGCUACACUGAAUCGCUCCGAUCAGAAUGCUCCAGGAGGUGGGUCUAGGAUUACUGAAGACAUAAUGAUGACUGUUAUCCGACACUCACGCUCGGUCGACCAAAAAGUUAUCGACAGUGCAUUCCCGGAAAAUGAUCAAUUUCCGGAGACAGUUUCCCCAUUUCCGGUAGUGACGACUCCGUUAGGGGAUCCGGAGGAGGCGCUCGACGGGUCGAAGAAGCGUCCGCCGAGCGUCCCAAUAUCGUCCAAGUCGAGGGAGAAGUUGGCGAACGCCAGGAGGCUGAUAAAACCAGAGCUCAAGAGCGAGGAGAUCAGUGGAAGCGAUGAGACAGCAGCACUGAAUCCACCAAGGACGAUCAGCAGAACAACAACCACGAAAUCCCCACCUCAAUCUUCGAAAGAAGUCUCCCGAGCGGGCAAACGUUUUGGAACGUCAACGACUUCAAAACCUCCGACAACAGUCCCAAUAUCGAAAUCCUACACAAGAACGAGUAAGAGCGUUCAACGGAGUGACAUCAGAGUAGUGGAAACCACGAGUAUUCGUAAACUUCGUGUGGAAAAAGCCACCGAAGACAACGAAUUGAUCCAAACCACCCUCCCUUACUCUCCUGAAACGUCAACAGAAGCCGUAAAAUCGCAGACAGUCAAGUCGUGGGUCCUCUCCCAAAGAGCGAAGAGCCCCUCCACCGAAAGAUCCCCAACGACUACCAGAAGAUCACGUUCUCAGAGCUCAGAAGAGUCAACAACAAGGUCGUCAUCCCUGGAAACAGUGACCCAUAUCUUGAAGAUUCCCAGAUCGACCAAGAGACCUAGACACUGGAACGCUGCGUACAUCGACAAGAACUGGCAGGACCCGUCGGAGAGAUCCUCCGAGUCAACGGAGUCCUCGACAACGAGACGAUCGUUUGCACCGUCGAGAAAACUCAACUCCUCGGAGUCCUGGAAGUCCUCCGAAUCAGGACCUACAACGGGGAGACCUUUCCAGCCAAUGAAGCGCCGAGAGAACCGCCCAAGAACCGCGACAUAUCGUCGGCAUUCAGAGGGGGUUGUAAGGUCAGCAACAACAGGUGCACCAGCGGAAAGUGUCGCGAUAACUCCGAAGCUUCCGAAAUUCCACUCUUCCGUGAGGUCUUCAAACUCUUCGGAGCGGUCGGCAAGACAGGAACCCGCGGUGAGCCUCGCGGCGUCCAACGGAACUGUCUCCAGCGACGGCAACUCAACGGGUAUUUCCCUGACUAACCGAGGCAGCAGUGGUACCGCUCCCGGUUCUGAUUCAAACAUCUUCAAUCCCGCGAAAACUACGUACUUGAUAAGCUCUAAUGCCACUUUACUGGAGCAACUGCGGAGCACCGUUGCCCCGCUAUUGACAGCGCUAGGCAACAGGACUCCCAUUUUCUCGGCUGCCUACAGCACUGUCGACCCUGGAAAUUCAACGCGGGUGACACCGAGUGGCUCUCCUGCAAGAUUCAGCGCCAGAUAUCGGGGUGCUGAGUUGUUCGUGAGAAAACCGAGUGGCCUUGAUUCAUCAGGACCCACUACACCACUCACGUCAACUAAGGACGGCCCAUCGCCCCAAAUAUCAGUCUCAAGCCCCGGCGAGCCCAAAGUCAUAACGUUUUACCAGGCCCUGGAAUCAGCUAGUAUAACCAACGAAAUAGACCAAACGACUGACAAUGUACGUCACUCGCAAAUUGAUACGGUUCCACAGGUAGCGACCAAUAACGACACUAGUGACCCUAACGUAACGCGUAACGCUAACAAUGACACAACAUCAAUGAUAGAGACAAGUGUAGCGUCAGUAGCAACGACUGAUAGUUUAACCAAUGUAGAUGGUUUCCCAGUCCCAGAAACCACAGCCGCGAUUAUUACAACUACGUCCGCUAGUCCACCAGAUACCACUGAAGCCGCUGAUGUCAGCACAAGUGGUCCUGAAACUAGUGACUUGACAGCAGAAGUAAUGUCUUCUGAUUCCGUUGUUUCCACCAUCGAUCCCGCCCUUGAAACCACUUCAGUCACUUCUCAAAUGCCUGAGGUCGAUGUAAAUACCGUUGAAAGCCUCAGCAAUAGCUCUACCAUUGAACUAAGUAAUGAAGUGAAUGACACAACAGACCCGACGAUGACUGAAGCAUCUGCAGCUGCAAUAGAUUCAACUCCAGAGAUCAGUAUGCUAUCGGUAACUAGGGAACCGAUGGAGAUUCUCAUGAGAAGUCUUAUCGAUUCCAUGGUGGCAUCGAUAGAAACUACAACGGCUGAUCUAGAUAAUUCGAUCAUCGAAUCGUCAACAGUUUCUCCAACUACAGAAGAUGUUCCUCUCAUGGAGACAUCUUCAGCUCCUGCAGCCGUCGAAAUUGCAACGGAAGCUGCUUCAACAACUUCAGAAGGUACAACUGCUGCAUCUAUAGAAGCAACUACAGCAUCUGCGACCGUAGAAACUGCAACAGAAGCUAUUCCAACAACUUCAGAAGCCACGACUGUUGCAUCUAUAGAAACAACUACAGUUUCCGCGCCCGUAGAAACUGCAACAGAAGCUGUUUCAACGACUUCUGCUAUGGAAACAUCUUCACCACCUGUCCCUGUCGAGUCUACAACGGAAUCACUCGCGACCACCCCCGAGGCCACCACCUCGUCUUUGGAGAUCCUCUCUCAAAUUCGGGAAUCUACCACCACAAAUCAGAGUGAUAUUCCGCUGAAUUCGCAAAUGGGAUCGUUGAAUGCGACAACAGAGAUGGGAUUAUUGACGACAGAGGGACCACCAUCAUCAGCAACACCCUCCAACGUCAAUCCGCAGGGUGGUCGUAUUAUUCAGGACAGAGAGAGGGACAAGGCCAGCAGGACUAAGGAGGCCGGAGGUCAACGCAGCAGCGUGUACAUUGGACAGGAGAAGUUCAUCAACUACUGGAGUGAUGAUUCAUCCAAUAACAAUGAUUCGAGGGUCGUUAGUGUUAAGAUUAAUUCAGUUACGAGUGCUGUGAACGAGGGCCCAGCAUCGAGCACAGGCCCACUGCCCCCCCUGGACAUAAUUUCAAAGGAUCAGGUCACAGCGCCCCCAGGUUUCCCCUGGAAAGAUCCGCUAGAUCAGAUCUUCGGUAUCACAACCGAGUCCCAAGUGAUUCGAGCAUCAGUCGCCUCCAAUACCAUCGACGAGCAGAGUCCAUCGAGAUCCCCGAUCACUGUGCCUCCCAUAAAUCGGCUCCCCGAGGUCUUCACCCCCAUGUCGAACGACGCUCUGUUGGCAAGAGACACUUCGAUCACGACCACCACUGUUGCACCUAGUGUCUCUACCACUUUCAGUACUACAUCUACGACCACCUUGGCAGCUACAACCAGUACUGCUACCACGAGGCCAACGACCACUACAACAACGACAACAACUGCGGUACCCAGUACUGUGCCAGCGACAAUCAGCAGUACAACUUUGGAUCCUACAACACGGUCAUUUAGUACUGUCGCUGGACGGCCAGCACCCUUUGGAGCUACUUUUGAUGAUCUCGCCUUCCUCAAUUCAUUGUUACAGACGAAUCAGAACGGGAACUCGAUCAGCAGUUCCACCCCGAAAACCCUCAGUGACGUCGAGAGACUGCUGGCGAACCGAAUAUUAUCCUUGGCACUGGGCAAUGCUGGUCCCACACGUUCACCAAAAGCAAUUCAGCCAUCAAACUCAGCACCAAACUCCCUGGAUCCAUACCCAACAUCCGGAAGCACCUCGCAGCCGAUAAUAAUCGAUCUGCUGCAGUCGACGUCGAAAAAAGUAGUUCCCAUUACCACUAGUAACCCAGUGACGUGGAAACCCACGGUCCUUGUCACUCCGUCUCAUACGGGUCCUGGAUACACUGUAUCGGCGACACUACCACCUCUACCAACCUUGCCGACAUCAUCUGUGAAAAUUGGUAAUACAGUUGAUUUAACGUCAACACAGAUUCCCUGGAUGUUCCCUACGCAUCCACCUACGACGAAGACAACUAGUACAACCACAACUACAACAACAACUACUACUACACCUCCCCCAACAACGACAACAACCACAACAACAACGACACCUCGUCCCGCAACAACAACUACAACUACUCAAAGAAUCAACACAACACGAAGGCCAUCACCUAGACCACCGCCAAGACCAUCACCAACGCAGCCUCCAUUCAGAUUCGGAGCAAACCUCCUUCAAGCGAUCUUCGGAAGGAAUAUCUUCGCUCCUUUGAGCACUCAGAGACCUGCGAUCGUCAGAAGACCUCAGACGACAGUUCAGAUCACUCCGAAAUCAACGACAACUUCGACGACUUCGACAACUGCGAGAAGUACAACAACAUCUCGUGUGCCAUCUACUACAUUUUCACCUGAAGAUGAUGCCAAGUUCUUACUACAGCUACUCAAUGCUGCAAACAACGAAAACAAACCUACGACGUCAGCUGGUGCGUUGUCGAAGGACGACGAGAGCUUCUUGAGGUCGAUUUUGAAUGGUCAGGCGACGGUGAAAACGCCAAGUCCUGGGUCCAGUCCGCCAAGUGAGGCUGCCUUAUUAGCGAAAUUGCUGGAAUCUCAGGGGAUUAGACCUGCUACGCCUGUUAAUAAUAUCAGGGAUCAGUUGGCUUUUGUGGCGAAGGGGGGCUCGACGACGCACUCACCCAAGACGACCCCGAGAAGAAUUACGACCAGCAGGCCAAGACCACCAGACUGGGCUCCAAGCUCUACUUAUCCAUCUCCACUUUUCAGUAAUUUUAAUUUCGGGGCGGACAGGCCAAGGGGACAGGGAGGGGCCGAGGGAGCCGAGGGGUUCAGGAAUCAGAUGCUGAACGCUGCCAUCGGGGCUACGCGGGUUUUUAGUCAGUUCCUUGGUGCUGCAAUUACGGGAGCAGCACAACAGUUACAAUCGAUAGUGAGAAAUGGCACGCGAAUAGUCUCCGAGGUCGUUGGCUAGUCGACGUAAUCACAGGAAGGAAAAACGAAUCAAUCGAAAAUACCAUUUUCGUCAUGUAAUUAAUUUCCAUUCGAUCGAACAGUUCGAUAGUACUUCCCCGUGAUCCUUGAAUCAUCCUGAUAUUAUCUCAACUCAAAACAUGAUUUUUUUUUCGUAUUUAAUUCCUUGUAAAUGAUGCAUCCUCCUGGAGACAUUGGUUUUCUUCAUUAAUCCCGGAAGUGACGAAUUGGCGUUAGCGAAUUUUCCGAUGAAUUUGUGAGGAUAUUUGUAUCCUCAUGGUGAUACAAAUCAAUUCUCCUCUUGUAAUUAUUCACACUGCAGAAAAUAGCAAUUUGUCAUGGAUUUAAUUGCAGGGCUGGAGUGAGAGGUGAACAGCGCUUUGCAAACGUUUCUAGGGUAAUUCAGUCAUUCAUUAAUGAUACAAUAAUUGCUCGAGUACUCGUGAAACAUUUGCAACGUUAUGAUUAGUAUAAUUACUUGUGUUUUUCUUAAAUCCAUCGAUUGUAUGAAUUUUUAUCGAUUUUUUACCUUCAUUUUCUCCGGUGUAAACUCAGAUAUUAGUGAAACUUUUAUGUUACGUAAUUAUUUCUUUUUGUUAUUAUUAAUUAUUUUAUUUUAUUUAGUGCAGUAUAUUGUACUCGCGGGGGUCUUUGAUGAAGUAGUAAUUACGCUUGUGUAUAUGUAUUAAUUAAUCUAUGGGAGUACGUUGUGUUUUGUAAAAUAAAAGAAUUUAAAUAAAUGGAGAUAAAAGUGAA